Molecule: messenger RNA, 916 nt
Organism: Bactrocera tryoni
Lineage: Eukaryota; Metazoa; Arthropoda; Insecta; Diptera; Tephritidae
Gene: MSBP
Product: membrane-associated progesterone receptor component 1
Exons: 3
Coding region: 1-696 (231 amino acids)
Cellular component (GO): endomembrane system; membrane
Source: RefSeq, a predicted model, not a curated record
AUGACAGUAUCCGCUGGGGCAGCUGACUCGAACAGCAAUGUAGCCGGCAACGAAUCCUCAUCCAUUUUGUUGGGCAUCGUAGAAGAAAUUAUCUAUAGCCCCUUAAAUUUAGCACUUGUAGCAGUCAUAGUAUUUCUUUUUUACAAAAUUGUAAAGGAUCGUUAUGAAGUACCCAGGGACAGAUCCGGUGAAGGUACUUCGCAAAUACCUGAGCUUCCUAAAUUGCGACGAGAUUUUACCAUACAAGAGUUGCGUGCAUAUGAUGGAAAUGGACCGGAUGGCAGAAUACUUAUAGCAGUAAAUGGAACUGUAUAUGACGCCACAAAAGCAAAACGUUUUUACGGUCCAGGCGGACCAUAUGCGUCAUUUGCUGGCAGGGACGCAUCACGCAAUUUGGCAACCUUUAACGUCGAACCAAACAAUAAAGAAGAAUAUGAUGAUCUAAGUGACUUAAAUGCUAUGGAAAUGGAUUCUGUGCGAGAAUGGGAGAUGCAAUUCAAAGAAAAAUACGAUCUGGUGGGCAAAUUACUACGUAAAGGUGAGCAACCUACUAAUUAUGACGACGAGGAAGAAGACUCCAAUGAAGUUGUCACAGAAGUCAACGCGAAUUCCUCUGUUCCCACCACAAAUGCAAGCAACAAUGAUGACGGUGUUCGGAAGCGUGUCGCUAACUCAACCGAUGAGGAAGUUAAAUAAAUAGUAGUUAUCUUUCGAAUAUUUGUUUUGAGAUCACAAUUGAUAGAUUUACAAAAAUUUUAGUUUACAAAAAAAUAUUUAAUUAAAACUUUGAAAACCCUCUGCUGAACAUUUUUACGAUGCUUAUCAGUUGAUAAAUGAAAGAUAAAAAAAUGGCAAAUAUUUAAGCAAUUGCAAUUCUCAUUUGAUUUUAUGCACAGCCUAGAUGAAAUUACGCAAA